CAGCCAGCUUCUCUUGUCGAGCCAGCGUGAAAGAACGGUUUGACUCUUUUGACUUGACUUGAGAUUGCAAAUAUUUCAGAGAUGUCGGUGGUUUCGCUGCUUGGUGUACGGGUGGUUAACAACCCGGCCCCCUUUACUGCCCCUUACGAGUUCGAGAUCACAUUCGAGUGUCUGGAACAACUACAAAAAGAUCUGGAGUGGAAACUGACUUAUGUCGGUUCUGCGACUUCGUCUGAGUAUGACCAAGAACUUGAUUCGCUAUUAGUCGGCCCAAUCCCAGUUGGUGUCAACAAGUUUAUAUUUGAGGCCGACCCUCCAGAUUUAAAGAGAAUACCUACAUCAGAGAUUCUGGGAGUCACGGUCAUCCUUCUUACAUGCAGCUACGAUGGUAGAGAGUUCGUUCGGGUUGGAUACUACGUCAACAAUGAAUACGACUCGGAAGAAUUAAAUGCAGAGCCGCCGACCAAACCGAUUAUCGAGAGAGUUGUACGCAAUGUACUAGCGAAGAAGCCUCGAGUCACACGGUUUGCAAUCAAAUGGGAUUCCGAGGAUUCUGCGCCUGCAGAGUAUCCCCCAGACCAGCCAGAUGUAGAUGCACUUGAUGAUGACGGCACAGCUUAUGGCGCUGAGGAGGUUGAACUUCAGGCCGCACUUGAGAAGGAGCUGGAAGAGUUGGAUAGAGAAGAAGCGAACAAUGAUGGUAUGGAAAUUGAGGGUCCCGCUGCCGACGAGGGCAAUGCAGAUGAAGACGAUGAUGAUGCCGGAAGUGAAGAUUUGGAAGAAGAGAGUAGCGAGAGUGAGGAUGAGGGCGACGGUGACGAAGACGUCGAAAUGGGCGAUGGAGACCCAGCUGACAACAAUCAGUCUGACCCCAAGACCGCUGAAGCGCAGCAACAGUCCGAAGUCAUGGUCCACUAACCGAACAUAGAUUUGUCUAUGUUGGCUCCGACGACAAUACAAAAUAUGACACGCGAACCAUCCUGUUGGUUACGAAUGCAUGCAUCUUUAAUGAUUUGACAGGCGUCUUUUGCAAUAUAUAGUUAUCUACUAUAUAUGGACCUUAUAUCAGGCCACCAUAAAUCUCUCCGGAUCAUUUCCUUAGAUCUCAAAGUGGAUAUUCCUACGGCGUUAGUUAGCAAUGAAUGAAACAAACACCAAUCCAGCGGUCGCCUCUAUUAUUGUAACACACGCUGUAGUUCGAUAAUUACCUUCUGUUGUGCCAGGGGUUGAAGGCUAGUGAUUCGAGCCGAGGCACGAAGGAGGGGCCG
Trichophyton rubrum CBS 118892 is the source of this 1268-nucleotide messenger RNA. RefSeq names its product histone chaperone ASF1. Gene Ontology annotation, biological process: DNA replication-dependent chromatin assembly; nucleosome assembly; nucleosome disassembly. The transcript has 4 exons. Lineage: Eukaryota; Fungi; Ascomycota; Eurotiomycetes; Onygenales; Arthrodermataceae. Gene Ontology annotation, cellular component: nucleus. The record is from RefSeq and is a predicted model, not a curated record. Bases 82 to 918 code for a protein of 278 amino acids. Gene Ontology annotation, molecular function: histone binding.